Manis javanica (Malayan pangolin) is the source of this 9911-nucleotide messenger RNA. NCBI's taxonomy places the organism in Eukaryota, Metazoa, Chordata, Mammalia, Pholidota, Manidae. The record is from RefSeq and is a predicted model, not a curated record.
AUGCUCGUAGUGAGGAAGGGGCCGGGCGCCCGACGCGUCCGGGGAAAGGCGAGCGGGCGGGGACGCGCGGCCGGGCUGGCGCUGCGGGAAGAAGUGCUCCUGGCGGCGCGCGGCGCGGGGCUCGGGGGCGGCCCGGCAGCAGCGACUUAUAGCGGCGGCCCGGGGGACGCGCCAGCGGGCGGGGCCACAGGCCUCCCCUUUGUGCGGCCGCCCCUCCCCGCCCCGCCCCCGCCGCCCCGCCCCGCCGCCCGCCCCUACGCCCGGUCCCGGAGGCCCUCCGAGCGCCCCUGGCUGGCGGCGGGCCCGGUGGGGCCCGGCGCUCGCGGCCGCCUCCUGGCCUCGGUUUUCUCCUCGGGCUUCGGGGGCACAGCCUCGCGCCCCGCCGACGCUGGGUGCCGGGAUUUACUCGGGGUUCGUCCCGCUAACUUGAGCCCGCGGUCCCCGCGACCGCCCCGUCUCGGGCCCUCCGUGGGGAGCCGCCCCCCACCCCCCGCGGGGUCCGGCCGGCUGGCGGCGCCCUUCGUGGACGCUUUUGCUCCACGGGAGCGUCCCGCAGGGCGCCCGCCCGCCAGGGACCCCCGGAGGCCGUCGGACGCACGUGCUGGGGGGAGCCGCGCGCACCGCACGCCCCCUGACUGCAAUGGAGUCGGUGUGCUGGCGUUUGUCACCCGGGUGGGCGAGGUCAGCACACUCCCCGAACACUUUUCACUCCUGCUGGAGACCGAUGGCAGCCGGCGCUUUGUCCGAGCGGCCGGUAGGGCGCUAAGCGGGAGGCCAGGAAGCGUGAAGCACCCUCAUCGAACUACAGGCGCUGCGGGGCCCCGGCCGCGGAGGCGCCACGACACCGCCCCGCGUCCCUCUGGAGGCCACAGCCGCGCGCAGUUUGCGGAUCCGCGCGGAAGCGGGGCCCUGGUCGGGGGCGAGCGGCGGGCGGGCGCGCGCACCGCGCAGCGGAACCUCCGCAGGGGCGGGGCCGGGGCGGGCCGCAGCCGGUGGUGGGGAGCGCGGGAAGGGGCGGGGCCUCCGGCGCGCAGCCUCAGUAGGUCUCCGGGAAUUUUCCACUCGGGCUCCGCGCGCUACCCGCCUCUGCGCAGUCCGCCUCUGCGCACCCGGGACCCACGUGACGGUGAUUCAGCGGGCACCGCCUCCCGAGCCCGGGCGCGGCGGGGGGAGCGGAGCGGGAAUGUGGUGGAGGGGGAGGCAGAGCAGCGGGGGUCAAGGCCCGGCUUCACCUCAGCCGCGUGCCGUGGGCGCGGGCGUCCGACCUGGGGUAGCGGGGAGCCGCGGGGCUGGGAGGAGGACUCGCGGCCGCGCGGGGUGUCCGGCUGCGAGGGCCCUGGGCGCGUGGCUCCGCCCGCGGCGGGGCGGGGGGCGGCGCGGCUGUGGGGCGCCCCGGGCGGAGCGACGUUUGCCCCGCGAGCCUGGCAGUCCCAGUGCCUGUCCCGCCAGGUCCCCAGCCCCAGAGGGAGUCGGAGGCGGCCGGGUCUAGCGGCCCCCGGCGCGCCCCGUCCUCGCGGGCCGGGCCACGCGGACACUCCAGCGUCUGCCCGCGCGAGGGCCCCCGAGCGCGUCGCCCCGGCCGCCAGCCCGCUGCCGCCCCUUAGGCUCCUGGGAGUGGCGACCUCCCUGCCCCCAGGCCGCCGCACCGCGCGGGGCGCUGCCUCCUCUGCGGGGCCCCAGAACGGGGACGACGGCGGCUGUUCCCGGCGCGCCUGUUCGCUGGGGGGUGGGGGGUACUGCUGUCGCCCGUGCGCGGCGGGGCUGGGCCGGGACCCGGCCGGGGGCGAGCCCCUCGCUGCGGUCGCUGCGCUGCCGAAAUGGCCUGGGAACAGUUGACAUCUUGGAAUGUUUACAUUUCGGUGGGACCUUUUUUUCUUUCAUGUGUUUAGCCUCCUGAGAGUUUAUUUUGGAGAUAUGUCUAAAUUUAGUUUGGAUGGAAAACCACACACAAUUCAAAAAAACUCUUGUGAAGAAAUGCAUUCAUUCGAAGGCGGUGUGACAUUUUUCAUACGUGGAUUAUUGACAUACUUGACCCAGGAACUUAACUCGAGGAGAAAUGUUUGUCUCACAGGCCUCGGGCCCUCUGGAAAAGGACGCGGGGCUCUGCAGUUCGAUAGGCAGGUACAUACUGAUUGAAAUGUGCCCAAAAGUGACAGCGUUGAAAUGGCCGACGACAUAAUGCCAAAUGAAAAGGAAAUUUCCGGCAGAAAAGUGCUGGACAGACUGAAUAGGAACGCGGGUCGCUGUGCCCUUCUGCCUUUGGCGCCGCCUGGGGUUCCCGGCGCCGCUGGCUGCUUGCCCGCCCACACCGGGGCACGAGUUCCCCGAGGGCAGCUGUCUGUCCAGCAGUGUGUCCCCAGAGCUCAGCCAGUUCUUUGUCCUAAAGCCGGAGCUCAGCAGUACUGGGUAAAGGAUGAGUUCCGGUUGGCCUUGUUAGGCCGGUUGUUAGGAUGCACUGAGUUGGGAUUUAACAGAUUCUGUGCUGCAGUUUCCGUGGUCCUGAACUUUCAGAGCUGUGGAUCAGAAACCUUUCAUUUCCAUUCCCAUCUCCUGCCCUGGGUGAUUUCAUUCUUCACUGAAGUGAGUAGGAGCUCUGCUUUCUAGCCCACUCCUGGAAACAGGAGUCUGGGAACAGCUUCAUUUAUCAAACUUCUACCUAAUAGGGCCCACUGGAAGGAUGGCUGUGUGAAGGUACAGUCUGUUCAGCGUGCACCAAGGAGCAAGUUCUAUUUUGCUUCUGCUGAGUCUUGAAUGCCUGCCUGACAUUUGGAUCUCCUUUGGGACUGAUACAGAGGCUUCUGAAGGGGCAGUAUCUGGCUGGAAGGUGGAUCACAUCACUUGGACUUGAGUGAGGAACCGCACCGUGUUCUGGGUUUUGGGCGUGCGGAUUUGAUGUGUGGCAGCCCACGGCAGUUGUCUGGCCCCUCCAGGGGUGACGGAUUGAGAACAGUUACCUCUGCAUCUGUCUACCACCAGGGGGGCUUUGUCUUCUGACCAUUCUACUCCAGCCACACUAAGGUAAGGAUAUAUUUAAUUUUUAAGAAAAUUGAGUAUUAUAUUCUGAUUUUAAGUUAAUCAUUUCUGAAUGCAUCUCCCCUCCUCCCGUGAAGAAUGUGUACAAUGUAAAAGUGAAUCACUCUGUCAGUGAUUCUGACCACAUCCACUUUGGCUACUGCCGGGAUGUCCCUCUAGAUUUAAGGUGAACAAGGAUAAAUUAACUCAUGACAUGUCUUGAAAUAUUGGAUCCCAUAAAAUAAAAUCUUCAGUGAUGGGGACGUAUUAUCAUUUUAGAGCUUAUAAAGAUUUCAAAUACUGAAUGGGCAAAAAAGAAUCUAAAUGACUGGAGCUAUUAUCUUUUUUCAAAACCUUAGGGAAAAUAUCAUUUCAAAACCACAGGCUUUGAAUGUUACAACCUAUGUGGGAUAGAAGAAGUGAGCAGUGUCCAGCCUGCUUGUCACGGUUCUUGGCCCCACUAUGAGAGAAGAGGUUUGGGUUCAGGAAUUAUCUUAGAUCCACUAUUUUUCUGCCAUUGCUGUUAUCGCCUGAUGCAAACUAUGAACUGGGGUGUUAUUCAAAACUCAAAAUGUUGUCAGGGGAAAAUAACCUAUCAAACACAGGCACUCAAUAGGAUUCUAGAAUCCCCAAAAGUAUACAUUCCAGAAAAGUUGGAGAAGAUUCAGUCUUCGUACCACGGAGUUGCUGUCUUCCUGUAUCCUGCUGUUUGUGACCUUGCCUAUUUCCAUCAUGAUGAAAACCCAUGGUUCCAAUCGAUGACAUGUUUAGGAUUCUCUCGUCAUGUUUGGCCAUCUUAGUACCGCAGAGGUGGGAAGGACACUUUCAAUAUACAGGGCCUCCUGUCGAGUGAGUGAAAACUUGCGGCGAAGUCCGAGCGGCCCUGGCAGGAGGCUUUGUCCCAAGUCUGUCCCCUGUACAGGCUCUUACGGUGGGGUUCUGAGCUGUGUGCCCUAAACUUCAUGUAAGAGGGGAGACGGUGGAGCCCGAUGCCUUGGGCUGGUGACAGAGGGACUGCCGUUCCUGCUGCGAACACCAGUAACAAGGCACAGCAAAUGCCUGGCCCUGGGUCCCGAGCACAUGCCCUACAGGAGCCCAUUUAGUCUCCACAGCAGCAAUCCGUGCCCUCUCUCCCCUCCUUUUACAGACCGGGACGCUGAGGCCCAGAGAGGGCACACAUCCGACAGGCGGAGGGGCCGGGAUGGGGGCCAUGCUGACAGGCGAAUGACACGAGAGUGACAGUGAGGAGGAGAGGGGGGAGAGGCUGCUCCGUGUUUGAAGCCACUGCUCACAGAGGGGGAGAGGUGUCUGCCGCCCAGCCGGGUGUGGCCUCGCCUCCGGGGUGGGCAGCUGUGUGGGCCCCCCUGGACACGCUUCCCCAUGGCACACAUCCCAGCCCGUCAGGCUGGAAGGACGGCUGGGGACACGCACGGCUCCCCAUUUUGCGGAGGCGGCCCUGAGGGCUGCACGCACUUGAUUCUGGCUACAGGGGCACUUUUCCGGUCCCAGGAAAAGCUUUUUCAGGAAGGCAGCUAACUGGGCAGGCAUCUGGAGUCCAGUUUAUUUGCACCUUUCUUUACCUCCUGUCCCUGACAGGCAGGAAUGGCGAGGAUAAAUGUUAGGAUAAAGGAAGGAGGUCCUACAGGUUUUAUGGAGAAACAUGUGAGCAGGAAGGAGGUCUUCAGGCAGGAUGUGUUUAUAGCUCUGUGGGGUGCAUGGCUUGUGUUAAGGGCAGAAGCGCUCAGAAGCUGUGACGUUUAGAUUCCUUUAAUGUUCUUAGUAGGUGCCCGAGGGGAUUCAUUGUUUGGUCUCCAAGUUGGUGUGAUGAGAGAAAGUCGGAAAAUUCAGAAUAGUUUGUUCCUCACAGACAUUCUUCCUGGCCCCUCCUCAGGAGGGCCACUAACCUGGGCAUUCUUGGUUGUCCACAUUUUGGACUUGGAAUCACUGCUGUUACCUGGACCCUCAGUGGUGCAUGUUGCAGAGCUGGUGCCUUGCCCUCCUGCCAGCCUUUACCCCAGGCCCUCAGUCACUGUGCCCAGGAAAUCAUUCUCUUUCCCACCUCCUAAUUAUGUCUCUGGGUACUUUCUGGUAAGGGGGAUGUUUUUCUCUUGACAGGCAGUAUUAUAGUAUACGACUGUCCUUGUCAUUCUUUAUUGCUUUUAAUAACUACGAACUCUCUUACAAGAUGUCUAGAGCUUCAUCAACAUAUGUUGAUGGCACUAUCUUAUCAGUCCUGUGACAGUCAAGGUCACAGACAAUGUGCCACAGGAAGGAAGACAGUGAACACACUAUUAUAAAUAGAUAUGUAGCUUGAAAAUGACCCUUUCAGUCAUGGGGACGUUAGUUGGCAUUAGGAAGGAUGUGGUGAAAUGCAGUAACAAUUAGAUUUUACUCAGAGAAGUCUCCAGCUCAAUGACUAAUGCUAUGUAUAAUCUGAUUGGCACCUUAGCAUCUUAGAGGUUUAAACAUAUAUCGAAGUCAUUUUAUGACAGUGAAAAGUGAGUUAAAAAGUAAGGAUGGGGCAAAAGUGCGGUUUGGAUAGUCAAAGCUUGUGGAUGUGACAUCAUUUUAGCUUAGGAGCCCUAACUGAACAGUGUGCAGGCAACGUAGCUUACGUUUUGUCUUUCUGAACUUUCUAAAAACAUGAGCAUUGCAGGACCAUUUUAGGUAGUAAGCUGAAAUACUAGUACCGACCCCCAUUUCCCUGCCUCUUGAUCUCACAGUCACCCUCAGCAGGCACAUUUUAGCAGGGAAGCAUCUAAGAAGCACGUCUGUUCUGGUAUUUGGUACUGAGAAUUGUCCCUGAGGCACUGGCUUAGACUCGCAGGUGUGUUUCCGCUGAUGAUUUGUGCUGAACAGACCCGAAACUGCCAGCAUCUGGAGAGAAAGAGCAGCCAGAGCAGUGUCACCGUCAGAGCACCAGGAGGAGUGCCACGGCGUCAGCAGGCCAUGGAGGUCGGGGCCACACCUUCCGGCGCCCUGUGCGCACAGGGGCUACCACAGUGUGCGGGUGCGAGUCCAGGCAGCGAGCUCGGACUGGGGAAACGUAGCUGGUCCCUCUCAGAACUGCAGUCCCCUCGCCCGCAAAGGGUGGGCGUCACUGCCGCCUGGAGUGGCAUCGUCACUACUGCCUUGGUGUCUUCUUCUGGAGAGUAAGUAGAUGAGCGAUGUGUCUGGAGCACUCAGCCCGGCGCCUGUUUCGGGAGGUAGUCACCGGCCCCAUUGUGGUUCCCAUCUGUCCCAUGAGGAAGUGCCGGCUCAGAGAUCGCAAGGCUGGAGUUGGACAGGCGCGCUGGCCGCCCUAGGCCCUCCUGGUCGUCGGAGGCCCCUCCCUGCUGGUGAGGGGCGCUGCUGCGGGCGGGAGGGCCUGGCCCUGAGGCUCAGCCUGGGCUGGCUCUGGGGAGAGCUGCUGGUCCUGUGCAGCUGGGCCUCGGGCUGGCAGGCAGUCCUCUCUCUGCUGUUCUCCUGUCUUCACCCCGGGGUGUUACCCUCCUGACACGUCCCGGUUGUCCAGCUGGAAAAUGUGCUUACUGGGGCCAUUACCCAGGCCCAGUUUCUCUGGGCCCAAUUCCCUGGAUCACUGAAAAAGGGGAGCAGACACCCCAGCAGUCAGAAUCCCCCCUUACACAGCACAGCCUGGGCGCGUGGCUUCUCUGCGCCCCAGGUCUGUCUGUGCCUCUUCAUUUGCAGCAUCGGGCGGGGUGGCGGGGGGAUGAAGCGAAGCUCUGUUUUUGGGUAGGAGUCACUGCUGGUGGGAGCGAGACUUGCAAGUCGUCAUGCGGGCCUUCCACCUGUCUGGCCCCUAUCUGCUCAAGAGCAUGUGUUCAUACUGGGCAGCUUCCCACCUGCCUUGCAAACAAAGAUUUCAGGGGACAGAGGCUGUCUGAGGUUGAAGAUCUCUUUGUGUGACAUCCAGUAAGUCCAUGUUGCCCUCUUGUCUGUUUAAGCGCUUUCAGAAACAAAUCUCCUUAGAGGGACUUAUGGGGUUUAAUUGCUUUUCCCUCUGUGCUUCCAUCGCUGUGAUUCUCUCCUGUGUUAGUCCAGUUGUUUGUGUGUUCGUUUUCCUCCACUGGAACACAGGCCUCUCGCAUGCCAGGACUAGGCUUCCUUCUCUACGCUCCCACCCAGGACAGAGCACCGCUCGGUGAGCAUCAGAGCACGUGGAACUAGUGGUUCUCUGAGGACGAGUUUGGGCUAAACCUCACUGACCACUGACCUGACAGAUGAGUGGAAAGGAGACAGGAGCUGCUAGUCUUGGCUCCAGGAGGCAGAGAUGGUUUUCAUCAGGUGCCUGUGGCAGCUGCCAGUCGACACCAACAUAGGGUGUGGGAGGGUCAAAAGGGCAGAAAGAUGCAGAAGAAAGGAGAUAAAGGAGGCGGGCGAGGUAGCGUAUUUCCCAGGCUCUGUGUUGGGCUGGUGUGCUCUGCCAUUACCCCAGCUACAAACAAGUUCUGUUUUUGUGUGUGUGAAAAGGCUUAUCAAGAGUAUAGAUUUCCCUGGACUCUCACAUUGGAAGGAGGUGGGAGCUGAGACUGUUUAGGCAGUGGAGACGUGUCACUGUUUUCGGUGGCCAGGUCAAGAGUUAGGCCUUGGUGAGGAGCUGGAUGGUGGAUCGGAGCACCUUCCCGGGCUCAGCACGGCGACGGAGAGCAGGGUGGUCAUGCGGCGGCUCACACAUCCGCCGGGAGAACCACACACACUUUAUCCAGAGCCAGGUGGGUAGAUCUCCCGCACAGGCGACCGGGAAUCUCCCGCGACCUCGACAGGCCAGGCUCUUGGCCGAGCGCUGCUUGGAAAGAACUGGCUUUCCAUCCUCUGUUUUUGUAAACUUUCCUUCCAUCUUUCAUUCUCCUCUGGUGUCUUCCUGGACUAAUAGAGAGAACGGAAACUGUGGCUGCAAAGGAAUAAGCAACUUCCUGAGGGCAGGCAGCCUGCGCUCGCCCUGCGCCCUUUUUCUAGAGAGAAAAGGUCCUCAGGCUGCCUGGGCGUUCACGGUACUCUCAGCGAUCCUUUUACUUAAUUCACUCCUGUUUUUACCGAUCACUGUGCAGUGGGUCUCCCAAUCCUUACUGUGAACAGAGCGACCAUUGCAGAGAGGUCUGUGGAGCUGAGGUGUCCCCGGUUGAAAGCCACGUGCUUCCUCCCUAGGACAUCUCUGAAGAGAAAAGGAGACACCAGAGAAGGAAGGGGAAGCAAAUGGGCAAUAAGUGAAGUCAGUAGGAUGCCUUUGUGAACGUGAGAUGUGGUUGCAGUGGAUGGUUUGAUCGGAUGGAGGCGAAGACAUGCAGCAGAGAGCCCGGGUCGCUGCUGUUUCCCAGACGUGAAUCCAGUCCAGCCGGCCUGCUCUGCGCACAUGGUGACAGUCAGCGGUUCCCUUGCUGGCCUUUCAGAGUUGGCUGCAUCCCUGGGCCGCAGAACCAGGAGCGACAGGGCCUUCCCUCCUGCCCCCGGCGUGGGUUCCGUCUGUGGCACCUCCAGUCACUUCGUUUUCAGUUUGCUUGAAGUGUUUUAUUUACUCUAAGGACGGCGCUGCUGCCAGUGGCAGGUUCUGUUCCCUGUCACUGCAGAAAGCGCCCAGGCAGUAUUACAGGUGGAGGUGAAGCCAGGGGCUGGCACAGCGGUGGCGCUCAGCCCCAACACUGCCCCACUCGCACAUGCCUGUGCCUCCGCUCUCUGCCCAUGUGGCACAGAGCUGCUAUAAGCAAGGCUCUUUUAUCCAGACUCAGAGGGAGAGGCGGCCCUACGAUUUCAUUUCAGUGAUUUGGUUCUCACAUUUUUUCCAUCCUUCCAUGAAAUCUGUUAGCCACCUUGCUAAAGAGUAACACGAUAGGCACUAAAGAUCAGUGAGCUGGUCCCAAGCCUCAGCUCGAUUCACAUUUACUGCCUUUUCUUAUCAUGUUUCAUCACUGGGGUUAUAAAGAUGAGGAAACAUAGUUCCUGACCUCACCAAGCUCACAGGUCAGCCAACAGGCCAAGGAAGUGUGGGCUCAGGUGGGACACUGUCAAUGCCUCAUAAUAGUUUUAGAAGAAAUGAAUCGAGUGCUGGGUUUUUUGACAGUCUAACAAUCCAUUUCAGCAAGACAGAGACAGGAAGCUAAGUGGGUAGGUAGGAGGGAGGGGAGAUUACAUGCUGGUGCUGUGUUAGAAUUAGGUAAGUGGAAGGGACUUUUUCCCUUCAUUUUUUACAUUGAAAAAUUUCAGACUCACAGAGAAGUUGGAAAAACAGUACAGUGAGUACCCAUAUAUCCCAUAAUAGAUUUACCAAUUGUUACCAUUUUGUCAUGUGUAUUUUUGAGCUAUGAAAGUAAGCUGCACACCUCAUUACAUUUUACCCCUCCACUGUUUAAUAGGCAUGAUUCUUAAAAUAAACAGUCACUCCAUAAUGUUAUCUAAUAAGGAAUCCAUAUUCAAGUUUCCCUGGUGGACCCAAGUGUAUCUUCUGUAGAUUUUUCCUUUUGUCCAAUUCGUGGUUUGACAAGGGUUCACACUUUGCACAUAUCUCUUAGUCUCUGGAUUUAUAGUUUGUUUUGCUUUGUUUCACAGCAUUGAAUCUUUGCAGAAUUUAGGCUGGUUGUGCUGAAGAAUGUCCCAUAUAUUGGGUCUCUCUUAUUAUAUCUUCAUGAAUAGAUUUAUGUCAAGCACUUUAGGCAAUAGUCCCACAGAUAGAUGUCAUGGUACAACAGCUUUGAAUCUAGGGUUCAUGGACUUCUUUCUUGGGUUUUUGUAUAUAAAUUUUCAAAGAUUCUAUGAACCCCCAAAAGUUAAGAUUUGGGGUAGAGGAGUGAGUCAUUGCUAGUAGGGGGCUAAUAGGUUUUACAUUUAAGUCUUAAUGGACUCAAGUCUGAAAUCUUAAACCAUUAGAUGUUAUAUGCAUUUUUAAAUAUAGUAUUUUCUUUUCA